AGAUUUAUAUUUAGUGAAGGUUUGUGCAACAGUUUAAAAAAUGGAUUUAAAGGGGAUUGUAUCCCUUCUCACAAUGAUCGUCUCUUUUAAUGUUCUUUUUGUCUCCACUCUUGCCACAACCUUGAUACCUCCUAUGGACCUUCAACAUACAUUGCCAUCAAAGAUACCGCCGCAUACUCCUAUCAAGAAACCACCAUCACCACCUAAUAAGCAUUCAUUCACACCACCACCACCACCACCACUUAAAAAGCAUUCAUUGACACCACCACCUCCACCACCUAAGAAGCCUUCAUCGACACCACCACCACCUAAAAAGCCUUCAUCGUCACCACCACCACCACCACCACCUAAGAAGUCUUCAUCAACACCACCACCUAAGAAGCCUUCAUCGACACCACCACCUCCACCACCUAAAAAGCUUUCAUCAUUACCACCACCAUCACCUAAGAAGCCUUCAUCAACACCACCACCUAAAAAACCUUCAUUGACACCACCACCUCUACCACCACCACCACCACCUAAGAAUCCUUCAUUGACACCACCACCUAAAAAUCCUUCAUCGUCAUCAUCGCCACCACUACCUCUACCACCACCGCCACAUACAUGGCCAUCUUUUACACCGCCUCCAUAUCUUAUGACGCCACCACCUAAGACAACUCCUACAAUACCACCAACUACUUCUACCACUCUAGCACCUACUUUGCCACCACCAUAUUUGAUGACACACCCACCCAAGACGACUUCAAUAACACCACCACCUACCCCUAUAACAAAACCACCUACUUUGCCUCCUUCUACACCACCACCUCGUACAUUGACCCCACCACCUAAUAUGGCUUCAACAAAAACGCCUUUUACUCCUACCUUAUCUCCACCUACAUAUCUUUCUUCUGCGCCGCUAGCUCAUCCACUAACAUCAUCCCUUACUCCUAUAACACAAUCACCUACCUUGUCUUCUUUAACACCACCCCCUCGUUCAAUGACCCCGCCACCAAAAACGGGCUCUACAUCACCAACACAUUCCCCAAGCACACCACCUCUGUUAUCUCAUUCAACACCUCCAUCUCGACAAAUCACACCAACACCUAUGACGAAUCCUACAACAACAACCCCUACUCUUUCCUCACAACCACCUAUAUUUACUCCUACUACACAUGCACCUAGUCCGCUAACACUCUCACCUACUCCAACCACACCACAACAUACAUUGCCACCAUUUAUACCACCCCCUCGUCAAAUGAUGUCACCAACUAAUGUUGCACCUACAAAAGUGUCACCUACUUCAAUGGCACCUCUACCUAAUACGGCUCAUACAACUCCACCAUUUUCUCCUACCACACAACCACCUCUGUUGCCUCCUUCUACUCAACCACCUCGUUCAAUGACACCAACACCUAUGUUAAAUCCAAUAAUACCGCCACUUACUCCUACUACGCCACCUCUAGUUUUUCCUCCAAUGACAAAACCACCUCGUCCAUCAACUCCCUCAUAUAAUCCUAUCAUACAACCACACCCAAUGUCAUCUUCUACACCUCCCCCUCGUUUCAUAAUGACACCAUCUAACACCUCUCCUACGACACCCCCAUCUACUCCAACCACACGACCACCGACAUUGCCUCCUAAUACACGUCCACAACCUCCAAAGAAACAACCACCUAAGACAUCUCCUACAACAGCACCACCUACUCCAACAACACCAGUCUUGCCACCAUCUAACACUUCUCCUACGACAACCCCAUCUUCUCUGACCACACGACCACCAACCUUCCCUCCUAAUACACUUCCACAACCUCCAAAGAAACAACCACCUAAGACAUCUCCUACAACAACGCCGCCUGCUCCAACAACAACACCAGUCUUGCCACCUUCUAACACCUCUCCUACGACACCCACAUCUACUCCAACCACAGGACCAGCAACCUUGACUCCUAAUACACUUCCACAACCUCCAAAGAAACAACCACCUAAGACAUCUCCAACAACAGCGCCACCUAUUCCAACAACAACACCAGUCUUGCCACCUUCUAACACCUCUCCUACGACAACCCCAUCUUCUCCAACCACACGACCACCAACCUUGACUCCAAAUACACUUCCACAACCUCCAAAGAAACAACCACCUAAGACAUCUCCAACAACAGUGCCACCUACUCCAACAACAACAUCAGUCUUGCCACCUUCUAACACCUCUCCUACGACAACCCCAUCUUCUCCAACCACACGACCACCAACCUUGACUCCUAAUACACUUCCACAACCUCCAAAGAAACAACCACCUAAGACAUCUCCAACAACAGUGCCACCUACUCCAACAACAACACCAGUCUUGCCACCUUCUAACACCUCUCCUACGACACCCCCAUCUACUUCAACCACACGACCACCAACCUUGACUCCUAAUACACUUCCACAACCUCCAAAGAAACAACCACCUAAGACAUCUCCAACAACAGUGCCACCUACUCCAACAACAACACCAAUCUUGCCACCUUCUAACACCUCUCCUACGAUAACCCCAUCUUCUCCAACCACACGACCACCAAUCUUGACUCCUAAUACACUUCCACAACCUCCAAAGAAACAACCACCUAAGACAUCUCCAACAACAGCGCCACCUACUCCAACAACAACACUAGUAUUUCCACCUUCUAACAGCUCUCCUAUGACACCCUCAUCUAAUCCAACCACAAGACCACCAACCUUGCCUCCAAAUACACUUCCACAACCUCCAAAGAAACAACCACCUAAGACAUCUCCAACAAUAGCGCCACCUACUCCGUCAACAACACCAGUCUUGCCACCUUCUAACACCUCUCCUACAACACCCACAUCUAAUCCAACCACACGACCACCAACCUUGCCUCCUAAUACACUUCCACAACCUCCAAAGAAUCAACCACCUAAGACAUCUCCAACAACAGCGCCUCCUACUCCAACAACAAAAACACCAUUCUUGCCACCUUCUACACCGCCUCCACGUCCGCUAACAUUAACCCCUAAGACAACUCCGACGACAUCACCACCUAAUCCUUCUACACUACCGCCCACUCGUACUCCACCACCAUAUGUGGUUCCCCCAAUUAUAACGCCACCUCAUCCACUAACACCAUCCCUUACUCCUACCACACAACCACCUAUCUUUAUUCCUUUAACACUAUCUCCUCGUUCUAUGACCUCACCACCUAAAAUGGGCCCUGCAACACCAACACAUACCAUAAGCACACCACCACCCAUGUUACCUCCUUCAACACCUCCAUCUCGACAAAUUACACCAAUACCUAUGACAUAUCCUACAACAAAAACACCUACACCUUCCUCACAACCACCUAUAUUUCCUCCUUAUACAUAUGCACCCCGUCCGCUAUCACUGUCACCUACUCCAACCACACCACCCCAUGCAUUGCAACCAUCUACACCGCCCCCUCAUCAAAUGAUGCCACCACCUAAUGUUGCACCUACAAAAGUGCCACCUACUUCGAUGACACCAAUACCUAAUACAACUCAUACAACUCAUACAACUCCAACAUAUUCUCCUAUCACACAACCACCUAUGUUGCCUCCUUCUACACAACCACCUCGUCUAAUGGCACUAACACCUAUGUUAAAUCCUACAACACCACCGCCUACUCAUAUUACGCCAUCACCUUUUUUCCAUCCUUCAAGCCAACCACCUCGCUCGUCAAUACCACCACCUAAUCCUACAACAUCACCACAUACAAUGUCACCUUUUACACCUCCUCCUCGUUCGGUAAUGCCACCACCUAAGCCCACUCCUAUGAUUUCACCACCUACCCUAACCAUACAACCACCAAUGUUGCCUCCUUAUACAAUCCCUACCUUUACACCACCCACUCCUAACAGACCACCAACUGUGUUUCCCCCUGAUACACCCUCACCAACUCCUAAAACACCUCUUAUGAUGACUCCACCAACUAAAAUAACUCCUACUAUACCACCACCCAUUCCGAACAGACCACCGCCUAUGUUGCCCCCCUAUACAUCCCCACCUACUCCUAAUAAAACACCCCCAAUGUCGCCCCCUUCUACACCUCCACCAACUCCUAAGAUACCCCCACCUAAUUUUACUCCUAUCACACCGCCAUCACUUCCUAUGACACCACCACCUCCUGCCAUACCACCCAAUUGUCCGAUGGGAAACUUGCGUGUUUGUGCAAAUUUGUUAAAUUUAGUAAGCAUAGUAAUUGGGACUCCACAAAACCAACCAUGUUGUUCUCUCAUAAAAAAUCUUGUUGAUUUUGAAGCCUCUGCAUGUAUGUGUGGUGCGAUAAAGGCUAAUAUAUUAGGAGUAAUAAGAGUUAGCAAUAGUAAUGCAUUGAACUUACUCAUCGGCAAGUGUGGGCGUAAAAUUCCUACGGGAUUCGUAUGCAAUUAAGAACAUACAAUAUGUAUUGGCAAUGACCAAUGAGUUUAAAUAAGGCAUGUGUGCUUGGUGAUCUAUGGAAGCCACAUGCAUCCAUCCUCACUGUUUUUAUGUUUAUGUGUGAACAAAGGUUUCUAAUAAAUGAGUUAUUAUAAAGUCAAUAAAAAUAAAU
Molecule: messenger RNA, 4553 nt
Organism: Vicia villosa (hairy vetch)
Lineage: Eukaryota; Viridiplantae; Streptophyta; Magnoliopsida; Fabales; Fabaceae
Exons: 1
Coding region: 41-4393 (1450 amino acids)
Source: RefSeq, a predicted model, not a curated record